AUGACCACCACCGCGACGUCGCCGACGACGGACCCACACAUCGAGCUCAACAGGAUAAGGCGGCCUCCGCCUCUCUCAGCAGUACGAUUUUUUACGGAGGAGAACUUUUCACCCCCGCCGUCUGCUUCUGCAUCUGCUCACCCACACAAUAUCCACAACAGCAAUGACAAUAAUUACAAUGCCGGCAACGGACCCCAUGGAAGCCAGGACCACCUUCCUACGAGCCAUUCAUACGACGACGCCCACUCUGCAAGCAACCAUAUUCGACCGCUCUGGAAACGAGCACUCUUCGAACUGCUUGAGCAGCCGACAUCCUCGCGGGCUGCAUUUGUGGUACACAUGUUCACGAUCUUCAUGAUCAUUUUCUCCGCAAGCAUCACCGUGCUAGAGACGGUACCCGCCGUGCAUUCAAUUUCAACAAGGGUGUGGUUUGGUGUCGAAACGAGCAUCGUUGCGCUGUUUACGGUUGAGUAUGUCGCGAGGUGUUUGGCAUGGAGUUAUUCGUGGCAAAGCCUGUUCCAUUGGCAGUUUUCAUUCUUUGGGGUGAUUGACCUCUUGUCGGUGCUGCCGUACUAUCUGGAAUUGCUACUUCAGCAAGAUACAUCCGUAUUUUUCCGCUUCUCCAUACUACGCAUGUUCCGCCUCCUACGCGUCUUCCGACCAUUCCGAUACAAUCACACAAUCCUACUAACGAUGGAGGUCAUGUAUCUCUCCGUACGGCGGUCGCAACACGCGCUUCUGGCGAUUGGGUUCUUUGUAUUUAUGAUCUUGACGGUGUUCAGCACUUUAUUAUACUUUGCCGAGCGCGGGACAUGGGACGAACUUCUUGGAACAUUCAUAAACGCCGACGGUGACCCAACACAAUUUUCGUCGAUUCCAGCAGCGGCAUGGUUUGUGUUAGUCACAAUAACCACUGUAGGCUACGGCGAAAUUACACCGCGCUCUUUCCUUGGGCGCCUUAUCACCCUCCCUAUCCUCGUUUGCGGUCUGUUGCUCAUCACACUCCCUUCAUUCGUCCUGGGCCGCGAGUUCAGUCUUGUGUGGGAGAAGAUGACAGUAGGGAGAGGCGUUGGCGGCGCUUUUGGUGGCGCUGAGCGAAACGGGAAUGGGGGUACAGAGGGAGAUGCAGACGGGGAGGGUGCUGAUGCAGAAGCACGACGGAGGGAAAUGUACGCGCAUGACAAUCACUCCCUUUACUCCCCCGAAUUCUCUACACGGCGGCUGGGCCAACAGCAGCCGCGGCAGUAUCCCUCGUACGCAGCAUACCCAUCAUAUGCGGGACACACACCGUAUCCACCACGCACACCUGCUUUUGCACUGGGUUCUGGUGUCUCUGGGCUUGGCAGCGCCUCUGGUCCUGAAGGCACGAUGCGCUCUAGAGGGAGGGACCUGUCGAAUCUUAAGCUCGCACAGAAUCAGACGGAGUUAAGUAGACAGAUUGAGGAGCUCGCAGCGGCGGUGGACGUACAGGGUCGGGUGCUAGAGCGAUUAGUUGGGAUGUUGGAUGAACUUAGCGGUGGGAAGGAAGUCGGGGAGAAGAAGGCGUGGCUUGAAAGGAAGAGGGAUGCGGCGAGCUGA
Molecule: messenger RNA, 1578 nt
Organism: Psilocybe cubensis
Lineage: Eukaryota; Fungi; Basidiomycota; Agaricomycetes; Agaricales; Agrocybaceae
Exons: 7
Coding region: 1-1578 (525 amino acids)
Biological process (GO): potassium ion transmembrane transport
Cellular component (GO): membrane
Molecular function (GO): voltage-gated potassium channel activity
Source: RefSeq, a predicted model, not a curated record